AGUCGAUUGUCAACCGUAAUUUAUGAGUAAGGUAGUUCUUGUCUCACCUCAUUCGUGCAGUAUCACACAGGGGAUUACAGAUACAGCAAUGGCGGGGGUUGCGAGAAUUCUCUCCAAGUAUUUUCCAAAAGGAAUGAGAUAUCGAAGUUUUACCCAGAAAGCGGUUAAUUUGAAAAAGACUCCGCAGGACUAUCCGGCUUUAACUGGAUCAGAACAUUGGCGACGCAAAAUCCGUACUUUGUUCAGAGCAAGAGAUAUAGACGGCGAUGGAUAUCUCACCAAAAAAGAUUAUGAAAUGAAUGUUCAUCGUGUCUCCAGUUAUAUGAACCUUAAUGAAAACCAGGCAAAAGAUUUAAUGAAAUGGAAAAUGUUCGUGUGGGAAACACUUUCUAGAAGCACAGAAGCUUCAGCUGACUUCCACUUGCCUGAAGACGACUUCGUGUCCAACAUGCUUGCUGCCUACCCUAUCAUAGUAGAGACGAUCGUGGAUGUCGCCAGUUGUGACUUCGACACCGUAGAUGUUGAUGGCGACGGCUUCAUCUCCCCACAGGAACACAAGGCGUGUUUCUACGGGUUUGGGAUCCCUCUCAAGCACUCCACGGAUGUAUUCAAAGUUCUGGACACCGACAGCGAUGGUAAGAUAAGCAGAGAAGAUUUUGUUCAAGGUUUUGUGGACUUCUUUUUAAGUGAAGAUGAAAACAGUCCACAUGCUUGUUUCUUCGGGCCACUUAUAUGAUAGAAGGAAAAGAAGCAGGGAAGCCAUUACCUUUGUUUCUUUGGAACAUUUGCUCAACAGUUUAAUUUGAUAAUCUUAUAUUGGUAACGCGUAUACAUUUGUGAUAAUAUUUUGUUUCAUUUAAUUACAGUAUGGGUUCUGAUAAUCUUUUAAAUGUAACGUGCAGGCUCUUAGCCAUCA
Messenger RNA from Lingula anatina, 916 nucleotides. Its product is annotated as sarcoplasmic calcium-binding protein-like. The record is from RefSeq and is a predicted model, not a curated record. Lineage: Eukaryota; Metazoa; Brachiopoda; Lingulata; Lingulida; Lingulidae. Gene Ontology annotation, molecular function: calcium ion binding.